Anisakis simplex (herring worm) is the source of this 978-nucleotide messenger RNA. The record is from the annotation of a GenBank genome assembly. Lineage: Eukaryota; Metazoa; Nematoda; Chromadorea; Rhabditida; Anisakidae.
AUGGAAUCAGUUCAAGAUGCUGGCAUUGUUCUUCUCUCACCAAUGCAGGACACAUUUUACGCGAAGAAUAUGUAUGCAAAUUUCGGUGAAAUUGGACAGAAUAUUAAAGAAUUGAUGACUGAUUUUCAACGAAAAGCACAAACGAAUCAGAAAUUAGAAUCUAUUGCCGAUAUGAAAAACUUCGUUGAGCAAUAUCCACAAUUCAGGAAAAUAUCUGGAACCGUAUCGAAGCAUGUUAUGGUUGUUGGUGAAUUAUCACGAAUUGUUUCGUCGAAUAGCCUUCUUGAAGUAUCUGAGGUCGAGCAGCAAGUUGCAUGUGAUGGUGAGCAUUCGCAUUGUUUGAAUGACAUACGACGGUUGCUGCAAAACCAACAUAUCACUGAUAUUGAUGCGUGUCGAUUAGUGAUGUUGUAUGCGCUCCGAUUUGAAACACACACCAACAACGAUAUCAGUGGUCUUGUUCAACUCUUGAAACGUCGUACGUCAAACACACGGCUAAUCAGCGCCGUAAGAGCGGUUUUGGACUUUGCGGGUGCAUCGCGCCGUCAGAAUGACUUAUUCGGUGGUAGUGCGAUGGCGAUGACGAAGCGCAUCAUAAAAGGCUUGAAAGGAGUCGAGAAUAUCUACACCCAACACGAACCUUAUCUAUGUCAACUAAUUGAUUCGAUCGCUAAAGGACGUCUUUCCGAAACUGCAUAUCCACACGUCACUGCGGCACAUAGCAAUCGAAUUGAUAAUGUGAUAGUAUUCAUAAUUGGUGGAGCAACUUAUGAGGAAUCACGAGCAGUGUAUUCGGCAAAUGAACGGAAACGAACAGGUUCGGGUGGUGGUAAUUCACCUGCCGUUCUGUUGCUUUCUACUUGUAUGCUUAACGCGAAGAGGUUUGGUUUUUUUAUUUAUUUCAUGCAUUCAUUCGAAUUUUGUAGUGUUUCAUCUUUUGUUUGCAAUUCAAAAUUGUUUUCUAACCUCCAAAACUGA